This is a messenger RNA of Adelges cooleyi (spruce gall adelgid), 3266 nucleotides long. It is a transcript of the gene PIG-N, whose product is annotated as GPI ethanolamine phosphate transferase 1. Bases 395 to 3085 code for a protein of 896 amino acids. Gene Ontology annotation, molecular function: mannose-ethanolamine phosphotransferase activity. The transcript has 15 exons. NCBI's taxonomy places the organism in Eukaryota, Metazoa, Arthropoda, Insecta, Hemiptera, Adelgidae. Gene Ontology annotation, biological process: GPI anchor biosynthetic process. The record is from RefSeq and is a predicted model, not a curated record. Gene Ontology annotation, cellular component: endoplasmic reticulum membrane.
CGAUGGAAGUUAACGAUGGAGAUCUCGAGAAACUCUUGAUGCCACUAUCGAACGAAUCUGAAUUUUCCAUAACCGCCGGCAAUCCCUCGGAACUAGGAUUGUUCAUUUCGAAUGAAUCGAGUUCGGCGUUUUGUCACUUUAUUAACAGUUUUUAAUUAAAUACCUACAUAAACCUACGACGAAAACUCGCCCAACUACUAUCAAUUCGCCUUAUCACUACAAUUGUUUAUUAGCAUUUAGCUGAUAAUAAUGUUAUUGUUGUUAGUAUGAUAACCGCCAUAGAUAACGUUAUCGAGAAUUUGAUUGUUGAUGAGCAAUAAGCAAUUAUUAUUUUUUGUCAAUUUACAACGAUCAACCGGCAAAGACCUAUUAAGACUUAAAGAGUAUGUAAGAAAUGGUUAGCGUAAAGAUAUUGAUACUGGGGUUCGUUGCUCAGUUGUCAUUAUUAAUUUCGAUAUUCGACAUCUACUUCAAAUCUCCCAUUAUAAGUGGUAUUCCUGAUCAAAAAGUUCAGUUCGAGCCACCCGCUGAUCGUUUAGUACUGUUUGUGGCCGAUGGACUGCGCGCUGACAUAUUCUAUGAUCAUGUAAAUCAUGGAAGCAGCACAUUGUUCAAGAACAUAAUCGACUCCGCGGCAUCUUAUGGUAUAUGCCAUACUAGAGUACCCACUGAAUCCCGUCCCGGACACAUUGCCCUUAUUGCAGGGUUUUACGAGGAUCCAUCAGCCAUUUUUAAAGGUUGGAAAGAUAAUGUUGUUGACUUUGAUUCCGUGUUUAACAAGAGUGCUCUAACCCUUUCAUGGGGAAGUCCCGAUAUUAUUAACAUUUUUAAAAAAGGAAAUGUCGCAGGAAAUGUACACGUGCAUUCAUAUCAGUCUGACUUACAAGAUUUUACUGGAAAAAAUGGUUCUAGUGCGCUGUUGUCUGAAUGGGUUUUCGAUAAGAUAAAAUCAUUCAUAGAAUACUCAAAAAUUGAUGCUUCUAUUCAAACUAUGCUAGCUACAAAAAAAUUAAUUUUUUUCUUACAUUUGUUGGGUACAGAUGUUUCAGGACAUAUUGACAAACCACAUUCAAAAGAAUAUUUAGACAAUUUGGUGGUAAUCGAAAACGGCGUUAAAGAAACUGUUGAACUACUGGAAUCUUUCUACAACGAUAAUCGUACAGCAUACAUUUUUACAUCCGAUCACGGAAUGACUGAUUGGGGUUCACAUGGAGAUGGUUUACCUAGCGAAACUGAAGUGCCGAUUAUUACUUGGGGAGCGGGAUUAUCUGGUGCCAAAAAACAGACAGACUCUUUACCGCUGGAUGUUAGGCAAGCUGAUGUCGCCCCUCUUAUGUCAACAUUGAUUGGUGUUCCUAUACCUGUAAAUUCAGUGGGUAUUUUACCACUUAAUUUGUUCUCGUCCAACACCAUUAAAAAGGCUAAAUAUUUAUUGGCAAACGCUCUCCAGCUGAAUGCCGCAUUUUCAACGUUACGUGAACAAAUUGAAAUCCAUACGUUUCGACAGUUUUAUGUUCCUUUUGAACCUCUUGGCCCAAAUGUACAAACCGAGUUUGUUCAGAAAACCAAACAGCUUGUGAUCGAAUCUAAAGUUGACAAAUGUAUAGAAUUGUGUUAUGAUUGGAUACAUUUGAGUCUAAAUGGAAUCGACUAUUACAAUACAUAUUACAAGUGGCCACUUUUGUUGUGUGUUACUUUUAUUGGCAUUGGAUGGAUAAUUUUGCUCAUACUAGAAACUAUGAAAAUAACAACAUGCAAUGAGAUAAAUCGGAGAACAAAAAACAUAAUCAAUGCAAUAUUUUGUACGGCUACUAUUUCGUGUUCAGUUUUUAUUUAUGCUCAAGCACUACCACUGCAAUUUCACUUUUAUACCAUAAUACUAUCAGUGAUAUGGUGGGUUUGCAUUUCUCAAAUUCUACAAAGACUUAACUACGCAAACAUUUCCGAGAUAAUUUUAAACUUAAACAAGGCGGAUGUUUUUGAAAUUUUGUUCUACUUUGUUGGCAUUGAAUUAUUGGUUUGGACCUUUUUUGAACGACACUUAUUAAGCUUAGCUUUAAUCAUAUUGUGCUUGUGGAUGACUUAUAGUUCAAUAAAAUAUGGAUUUCCUAUCAAUAAAGCAAUUAUUGUUUUUAUCUCGUCGGCGUGGUUUUCAAUUUGUCCUUUGACUUUGGUUAUUGACGGCCAAACAGAUAUCAAAUAUGUUGUAAUAGGCGGAGUCGUUUGGCUGCUAGCCGGGAUAAUGCAUUUAAAAAACCAAAGUGGGAUACGUAAAACAUAUUCUUUUGUGCAAGUUGUAUUAUUAGCAUUGGCGAUUGUCAACGUUAUGUUUGUGUCGAAUAGUAUAGAAAACAAAUUGGGCUUAUCAACAUUGAAUAAGAUUUUAUCUUGGUCGAUUUCAAUAACGUCUAUGUGUGUAUUUAAAAAAACACAAGAUAUGAUAUCGAAUGUUACUUCCUUGUUUUUGUCUAUAAGUGCAGUUUACGUACAAUUAUCGCUCAAUAUGGAAGUUAUUUUUAUGCUGGUGCUAACAAUAACUUUAGCGUGUUGGAGGAAGAUAGCGAUUCAGUCGGAACAGUCAUCAGACUCUCUACGGACUCAAUGGAGACAUGCGUUUUAUUUUUUAUUGUUCAGCUUUGGAUCUUUUUUCGGCAUGGGAAAUAUAGCUUCGAUAAAUUCCUUUGAUCCGUCUGUCGGACAGUGUUUUGUUUCGGUGUUUUCGCCGUUUACCACUUUUGGACUAGUACUGUUCAAAAUACUUACACCGAUUUUAUUAACAUGCUGCACGUUCUAUGUCACGAGCGUUAAACUAGAGAUACCGCCUGCCAAUGUGUUCUCGUUAAUGUUGGCCAUGUCAAAUAUAAUGGGUCUACAUUUUUUGUACUUCAUUAAAAAUACUGGAAGCUGGCUAGAUAUCGGAAUGUCUAUAUCACAUUUUGUUAUUGUUCAGUCGUUAGCUCUUUUUUUAUCGUUAUUGUACGGACUAGCUGGAUUGUUAAUAGGAGUGGAUGGCACUCGUUUUAAACAACUACAGGGUAAUACUCUGCAGUUGAUACCAAUGGUAAAUAAAAAUCACUGUGAGUAAUUAUUACAAAUGAGACUUUUAUUACAUUUUUCUUGUUAAAUAUCUAUUAUUUUUGUAAAUACAAUAUAUUUGUGUACAUUAUGACUUUUAUAGUUUACCGUUAUUAAUGAUCUCAUUAAUUAUGGCAUUGAAAAUGUAUUUUAUGUACAAUAUAUAUAUAUAAAUGUUAUUUAUUAUCAUA